Chiloscyllium plagiosum (whitespotted bambooshark) is the source of this 4569-nucleotide messenger RNA. The record is from RefSeq and is a predicted model, not a curated record. NCBI's taxonomy places the organism in Eukaryota, Metazoa, Chordata, Chondrichthyes, Orectolobiformes, Hemiscylliidae.
GAGUGGUCCUGGUCCUCACCAGUGAGGGCCAGGAUUCUCUCCUCAUAACAGCUGAGGAGACCAAUAUCUAUGGGUGUGAGGUCACAGACAGAAGAUAGUGGCACUUCCCCUGUUGGAGCUGAGAAGGCCACUGACCUUCUUCCCUCACAGCCGGGCCUUUUGCCAGACCUUGGAAACUACACUGACAUGGAUUGCAUCCUUAGACCAGAUUGACAGGGUCUCCUCAACUAGACCUGGGGGAAAAGGACUGCCUGACCCAGUCCACCAGAUCCCUGUCCAGAAAGCAGGACACGAAUAUCACCAUGUCUGCCAAAUCAGGGGCAAACUUCGCAGGGCAGCUUCAGACGAUCAGUGCUUGACCAGGUGUGAAACAAUUUACAAACAUGAAAUUGAUGCUCGACAUUCUGCGAUAUCAUUGCAUUGGUGAGUACUUCUACUUACGGUGAGUAGGAACGUUGGGUUAACAUCUAAUGAGUAGGCGCUGUAGGGCACAUACAGGGUAAAAUGCAACAAAAAUUACACUCGACAGAUAUCUGGUAAGAUUCAGCUCAAUAUUUCUUUCUUAAGCGCCGCGCCAAACACAGGUUAACGGCUCAUUUAUCAUCUUUGUAUUUGUCGGACUUUUGCAUUUACUCAUUGCAAGCAGGAGAUUGCUGUUAAUUGUCUUUAUAAUUAUUUGUAUUUAUAAUUGAUGUAGAUUUAACAGGAUACAGAGUCAGUUUUACCAUUAGACUAAAAAUGUGUUUUUUUUUUAAGUAGAGGGACAGAUUUGAUUUGAUCAUUAUAAUCAUUAUUCAUCUUCUAACAAUUACACCUACAUUAAUAAUAUGAAAUGAUUGUACAUUAAUAGCACUUCUUCACAUUUUAAAGAAAAGCCUGCCUGGGGACAACUAUAAGAGUUCUAUGUUGUUGACCAUACAUUUUUGCCAUGUUACUAAGGUGAAUGAGAAGAUUGAUUUUCAGGGUUUUUAUUUUCUGCGUUGCAUGUUUGUAUUGGUUCCAGAUGUUUAUUUGGGAAGGCAAUGAUUGUCAAGUUCUUACAAUAAUAACAAUGAUACUUGCAUUUAGAUAGCAUCUUUAGCAGUGUGAAGUAUCGCAGGGACUUCACAGGAACCUUAUUAAACUCAAGAACAAGAACAGGCCAAAGAGAUAGACUUCAGGGAGUAUCUUAAAGGAAGAAAGAGGGGGAGAGAUUGGACCUCGGCAUCUAAAGGUGCAAAACCAAUAGUGGAGCAGUUAAAAGCCAGCAUGUCAAAGAGGAUAUCUCAGAGGGUGAUGGGAUUCAUGUAAGAUACUGAUUGAAAACUUACAGCAUGUAAACAUUACACACUGUCUUUCUAUUGACUAGCUUCUCACAAUGGAUACACGGAAACUAAUUCCAGAACGAAAAGGAGUUUCCCAUAUCCAUUCAAAGGAGAACCCUCGGGCUGAAAUUAUCCGAGCAAAACUCAUUCAAGAUUUUAACCUGUUGGAUCAUUUACAAGGAUUGGUCAUCAAUAAUCCCAAAUAUAACAUGAAUGAUGUUAAAGAUCCAAAGGUGCUGAGCAAGUUGAUGAUCGAAGAUCCUCUGCAAUUGGUGCGCUUUGAUUUUAAUCCAAUUCGGAACACAAAUGUCUCCUCAAACUACAGACAGAGAAACUGUCUUCAGAAUCGUUAUGUCAAGUAUCCACCUCUCAACAUGUGGGCACAAUGGAUUCUGGAGAGUUCAUUUUUCAGAAAUCUUAUUCUGUAUCUCAUAAUCCUCAACAUUAUUGUAUUUGGUGUUUUAGUAGAUGUUGCUGACAAACCAGGACCAAAGUUCCAUGCCAUAAAAAUUAUGUUAGUGAUCAUUGACUGGUGCAUUCUUUCAGUUUUGACAUGUGAAAUCAUUCUCAGGUGGCUUUAUGAUUUUGUAAAUUUUUGGAAAAGUGGCUGGAACGUGUUUGAUCUGACUGUCCUAAUUAUGUCUCUAGUUCCAGAGGUUGUUAAAGGAACUCAGCUCAAAACCAGCAUCAAACUACACUUCUUGAAAGUUAUUCGAAUCUUCAGAGCUUUACGUUCUUUGAAAAUGAUGAGAAGAUUUCAUCAAGUGCGGUUGAUUUUAUUGGCUAUAACAAAAGCAUUUAAGACAAUAACAUUCAUCCUGCUGUUGGUGUUGAUAUUUGCUCACAUGUUUGCAGUGGUUGGAGUGUCACUUUUUCGUAGUUACACUGAAUCUGACAAACCAGGACUGUAUUACCAUGCAUCUUUUAGGAGUAUCCUGCUUACAUUUCAGACCCUCUUCCAGUUAUUUACCUUGGACCAUUGGUAUGCUCUGCUCACCGACAUAUGGCAGGUUGAUGAAGUUGAUGUAAUAGCAAGUGGGAUUUAUAUAAUGCUCUGGAUCCUGAUCGGUUCCUUCAUAUUCAGAAAUAUAAUUGUCGGGAUAAUGGUGAGCAAUUUUCAGUCUAUAAGGAAAGAUCUAUCAACACAAAUUAAGCGACUUGAAGCCCAACGAAGAGCAGACCAUUUUAAACUACAGAUGAUGCAGAGGAGACUGAGCCCAGAAAUUAGUAUAAAAGAUGUUCUGAACAAAGGAGAAAGACGAUCAGAAUCUGACAUAACUCAUGUGAGUGAAAUGGAUUUUAAAUCAAGCAGCCAUGCGAGUCAUUCAAGUGAUCUGUCUUACAAAGCUGGUAAAGGACUUCUCUAUGCAAGUGCAGAAGAUGAACUACCUCCUCCCUUCCCACCAUUCGGGGUGACAAUUGUUCUACUUCAUUAUAGAUGCAUGUUUUUCAAUUUAGUAUCCUGGAUUUGCUGUCCAUAAUGUAGUCUCUUGUACACUGAGGAGAACAAAUACAGACUGGGUAAUCACUUUACAGAAAUCUCUAUUCAAUCACAGGCAUGGCCCCAAGUUUGAGGUUGCCUAUUAAUUUAAUUCUCUUCUCCACUCCCUCACCUCUCUGUUGUUCUCCUAUACUGAUCUAACAAAACUUGAUAGAAGGUCAAGAAACAAUGGUAACUCACAUUUAUCUGACUCCUUUAACAUAACAAGCUGUCUUAAGGUGCUUUAUGUUAAAUUUUAAAAUAUCAAGCUCAGUACUGCACAGAAUACUCCAGGUACAAUCUCACUAAUACCCUGUGUAACUGAAGCAUAACCUCCUUACUCUUGCAUUCAAAUUCCUCUUGCAAUAAAGCAUUACAUUCUAUUUGCGUAACUACUAAAAUAAAACAACGAUGCUGGAAAUCUAAAACAAGAACAGAAAUUGCUGGAGAAAUACAGCAGUUCUGGCAGCAUUUGUAGAGAGAAAGCAAUUUACAUUUCAAGUUCAGUUCUGAAGUUCACUAUGGUACUGACUGCAGGAUACUGGUCAAAGUGUGCCUCACUAUGGUGCUGACUGCAGGACAUUCUUCCCAGACUGCCUCACUGUGAUGCGCAGAAAGAGAUAUUCAUUUAGAUAAUCAAAAAAUUGCUCAAAGAGUUGAAUUCAAAGGAGGAGAACUGAGAGUAGGUAUUGCAGAAUAAAAGCCAAUGCAGAUGAAAUUAUGGCCACUAAUUGGGGAUAGAUUAACAAAGUGUAGACAUCACGGAAGGGGCUGGAGAGUAUUGUGGUGAGGAACGAGGUCAUGACGAGAUCUGAAAACUAUUACAAUCCCUGUAGAAUUAAUAAUUCAUGAAAAUAUAUUUUAUUUCUCAGUUAACAAACUUUUUAAAAAUGGUACAAGAUUUCAAGCUUUAAGAAAUUUACUGUAAUAAGCAGACUAAAAAGAAUCGACAAACAUUACUGAGUAGGCAACUAGUACUCAUUGCACUUUUACCUUUUCUCUUAUUCUCUGUGUCUUUCACUUUCUGUUCAAACCCUCAGGCAGAAAGCCUAUCCACAACUACCAGUUUUAGUUUGGUUUCGGUUCAGGUGUAAACAUUGUGUAUUUUACUCUCAAUGAGUCUCCUGCUUCCUCAGUCACCUCCCCCGAUAUACCCAUAUUAGCCAAUGGUCAGAGGCUUGUGGGUAGACAGAACUCAUAACACAUCAAGUGAUUAAGAGGUUGCUUGGCUAGGAGCCAGAAUGGGUCAGUGAGCAUAGGGGUGAUCAGGGAAUAGGGCUCAUUGUGAGUUGAGUCUCAGACAGUAGAAUUUUGGAUCACCUCAGAUUUACAGAGGGUAGAACGUGGGAAGCCAGCAAGAAGUAGAUUGAUUUAGUCAAGUCUACAGGUGUGAAUGCAUACAAGACAGUUCCGGCAGCAGAUGUUGGUUGAUGUUUCAGGGAUAAAAGUGGGGGUUUAUCUCAUGGUACCCAACAGCCUCGCAUUUUCCAAGAGUAUCCUGCACUUCAGACCCAUAUCUCAGGCUGUCUCCUGCAUGUCCAAUAACUUUGUGCUUUGUUUUUUAUGUGCAGAUGUCUUUGUGCAUGAGCUUCCUUGCUUGUGAGCUGCUGUGACAGAAUUGGCAAUACCCUUACUUUUCCCACUUCUGACAUAAGAACACUGACUUGUAAUAUUAGUAAAGUUCCCCUCUCCUAAGAUAUUGACUAAGCUUCUGAUUGCAGUAUUUUUGCUUUUAUUUCAGAUUUCCCCAGUAUUUUAUUUCUGUAUUAAAUUAACUAAAAAAUU